Messenger RNA from Arabidopsis arenosa, 3780 nucleotides. Lineage: Eukaryota; Viridiplantae; Streptophyta; Magnoliopsida; Brassicales; Brassicaceae. The record is from the annotation of a GenBank genome assembly.
GUAGCAGAUGAAUAAAGAAGAAGGCAAAUAGAGUUCCAUUAAACUCUGCAAUCGCAUGCUUAAUCUUCUCUCCAUCAGUAGCUCUUCUCGGCUUCGUUUUCUUAACAAGGUUUCUUCUCUCUCAUGUCGUUACUCUUUCGCGUUUUCCUCAGCGCCUUCGUCCUCUUCUUCCUUGGGAAAUGAUUCAGCGAUCCCAAGAAAUUAUGAAUCUUCCUCGUUUAAUUUACUUUCGAGGUCGAAGGAGAAGCGUGACCUUACUGGUUCCUCUGUAAAAGACUUGCUUUUGGAUUUGUCCGAUGUGGUUCCCAAUAUUACCCGUAGAUUUAGAAGAUUUCCUGGCUUGAAACCCGAAAAUGUGGUUGAACUAUUACUGGGUUUUGAAUCUGAGCUUCAGAGAGGUGGAAUUGGGAGUAGAAAGGUUCAAGCUUUAUGGGAGAUUUUCAGAUGUGCUAGUGGGCAAUAUCAAGGGUUUAAGCAUUUACCUCAGGCUUGUGAAAUUAUGGCAUCGAUGCUUAUCAGGGAAGGAAUGGUUAAGGAAGUUGAAUUUUUGCUUAUGGAGAUGGAGAGACAUGGAGACACAAUGGUUAAGGAGAAGAUUUUCUGUGAUUUGAUCGGGAAAUAUGUUGAUGAUUUCGAUUCCAGGAAGGCAGUUAUGCUGUUUGAUUGGAUGAGGCGUAAGGGUUUAGUACCUUUAACUUCGUGUUAUCAGAUUCUAAUUGAUCAUUUAGUUAGGCUUCACAGAACAGAAUCAGCAAAUAGAAUUUGUUUGGAUUGGGUGGAGACAACGGAGGAAUCAAAUCACGUGAACAUAGGUAGCAUCGGGAAAGUUAUCGAGUUGCUUUGCUUGGAUCAGAGGGUUCAGGAGGCUAGAGUCCUGGCAAGAAAGCUUGUGGCUUUAGGUUGUAACCUGAAUAGCUCAAUAUAUAGUAAGAUCACUAUAGGAUACAGUGAGAAGCAAGACUUUGAGGAUUUGUUGAGUUUCAUUGGUGAAGUUAAAUAUGAACCUGAUGUGUUUGUUGGCAAUAGGAUUGUGCAUUCUCUCUGCAGGAGGUUUGGCUCAGAGAGAGCUUAUGAAUAUAUGGAGGAACUCGAACACUUGGGUUUUAAACCCGAUGAAGUUACCUUUGGUAUCUUGAUUGGUUGGUGUUGUUAUGAAGGAGAUAUCAAAAGAGCGGUUCUUUAUUUAUCUGAGAUUACGUCAAAGGGUUUUAAACCCGAUGUGUGUAGUUAUAAUGCUAUCCUAAGUGGGCUUUUUAGAAAAGGAUUGUGGCAACAUACCCAUUGUAUUCUGGAUGAGAUGAAGGAAAAUCGAAUGCUGCUCAGCUUGUCUACGUUUAAGAUAAUGGUAACUGGAUACUGCAAAGCUAGACGGUUUGAAGAAGCGAAGAUGAUUGUUAACAAGAUGUUUGGUUAUGGGUUAAUCGAAGCAUCUAAAGUUGAAGAUCCGCUUUCAGAAGCUUUUAGUUUGGUAGGAUUUGAUCCCUUAGCUGUUAGAUUGAAAAGGGACAAUGAUUCCACAUUUUCCAAAGCUGAGUUCUUCGAUGAUCUUGGGAAUGGGCUAUACUUGCACACUGAUUUGGAUGCUUACGAGCAGAGGGUGAAUAUGGUACUUGACAGGUCUGUGCUACCGGAAUUUAAUUCGCUUAUCGUGAGAGCAUGUAAGGACGGUGAUUUACAAACAGCAUUGCGGCUUCUUGAUGAAAUGGCUCGAUGGGGUCAAAAACUAUCGCGUCGGAGUUUUGCUGUUUUAAUGAGGAGUCUCUGUGCAUCGCGUGCCCAUCUCAGAGUAAGUGUUAGCCUAUUGGAAAAAUGGCCAAAGCUGGCUAAUCAGUUAGAUGAAGAAACCCUUAAUUUUCUUGUCCAAGAAUAUUGCAAGAAGGGAUUUAGCCGCCAUAGCAAACUCAUUUUCCAUAGAAUGGUUCAAAUGCAUCAUCCUAUUGAUAAAGUAACUUACACAUCUUUGAUAAGUUGUUUCUGUAAGAAAGAAACCCUCAAUGAUCUUCUGCAUGUCUGGGGUGCUUCCCAGAGUGAUAACUGGUUACCUGAUUUGAACGACUGCGGAGAUCUGUUGGAAUGUCUUGUCCGGAAAGGACUGGUGGAGGAAGCGGUUCAACUCUUUGAGCGUGUAUUCAUAUCUUAUCCUCUAUCUCAGUCAGAAGCGUGUAGGAUUUUGGUCGAGAAGCUCACAGUUCUUGGGUUUUCUUGUAUCGCUCAUUCUGUUGUUAAAAGGCUUGAAGGAGAGGGUUACAUUGUGGAACAAGAGGUUUACAAUCAUCUUAUCAAAGGACUCUGCACAGAGAAGAAGGAUUCAGCUGCAUUUGCUAUACUCGUUGAAAUGCUAGACAAGAAACACAUUCCAAGCUUGGGUAGUUGUUUGAUGUUGAUUCCUCGGCUUUGUAGAGCUAACAAAGCAGGAACAGCAUUUACUUUAGCAAAGCAAUCAGAUUCAUCUUAUGUACACUAUGCUUUGAUAAAAGGACUAUGCUUAGCUGGAAAAAUGCUCGAUGCAGAAAAUCAGUUACGUAUAAUGUUAUCAAACGGGCUUUUACCGUAUAACAAAAUCUACAAUCUGAUGUUUCAAGGUUAUUGUAAAGGUAACAACUGGAUGAAAGUUGAGGAAGUACUAGGACUCAUGGUGAGGAAGAACAUUAUAUGUUCGGUUAAGAGUUACAGAGAAUAUGUUCGAAAAAUGUGUUUAGAGCCUCAGUUUCUCUCUGCAAUUAGUCUGAAGGAGUUUCUGUUGUUAGGAGAAAGCAAUCCUGGUGGCGUAAUCAUCUAUAAUAUGCUGAUUUUCUAUAUGUUUAGGGCUAAGAAUCACUUGGAGGUUAAUAAAGUCUUGCUCGAAAUGCAGGGAAGAGGAUUGUUGCCUGAUGAAACCACGUUUAACUUUCUCGUUCACGGAUACUCUUCGUGUGGAGAUUAUUCGAGUUCUCUGCGAUAUCUCUCAGCUAUGAUCUCCAAGGGGAUGAAACCGAAUAAUCGAAGCUUAAGAGCGGUUACAAGCUCUCUGUGUGAUAAUGGAGAUGUGAAGAAAGCUCUUGACUUAUGUCAGGUAAUGGAAUCAAAAGGCUGGACUCUGGGUUCUUCAGUUGUCCAAACCAAAAUCGUUGAAUCCCUAAUUUCGAAAGGCGAAAUUCCAAAAGCUGAAGACUUUCUGACCCGUGUGACACGCAAUGUCAUGAAGGCUCCCAACUACGAUAAUAUAAUCAAGAAACUAUCUGAUCGCGGGAAUCUUGACAUUGCGGUUCAUCUCUUGAACACAAUGUUAAAAAACCAUAGCAUUCCGGAUUCUUCAAGCUAUGAUAUAGUCAUCAAUGGCUUGCUGAGAUGCAGUCAAUUGGAUAAAGCUAUGGACUUUCAUACAGAAAUGGUGGAGUUAGGUCUAAGUCCAAGCAGAAGUACAUGGAGUGGUCUUGUUCUUAAGUACUGUGAGGCAUGUCAAGUUGAGGAAUCAGAAAGACUUAUCAAAUCAAUGGCUGGGUUAGGCGAAACACCGAGUCAAGAGAUGUUUAAGACUGUGAUUGAUCGGUUUCGAGUAGAGAACAAUACUCUGAAAGCUUCAGAGAUGAUGGAAAUGAUGCAAAAGUGUGGCUAUGAAGUUGAUUUUGAGACUCAUUGGUCUUUGAUUAGUAACAUGAGCUCUUGUAAAGAAAAGAAGACAACAACAGUUGGUGAAGGAUUCUUAUCCAGGCUUCUCUCUGGGAAUGGGUUUACUUGGAAGUGAUGACUCGCUUUUUUUGAAGUUUGGGGCUAAUUUAGAAAUAUAAGAAAUUUUUUGUU